GACAGUCCUCUCUCGCCUGCAGAAAAAGCUAAUCGCUCUGUCUCUCUCUUUUCUCCUCGACAGCAAAAUCCAGAAAAAAAUAAAAAAACAAAAACCAGUUGUAAAAAAUAAAAACAACAAAACGGGUCUCCAACUUCACGAACCUGACUAACUGAAACCCUAACCCUAGCCGCGAAAUUCUUUAUCCUCCUGUAUCUCUGCAUGUCUCUACGCAUGUGAAGUAUUAACCUCACUAGAGGACAAAUUAGGGUUAGGGUGGUUUUGUUAUGGAACGCGACGGUGGUAAAGAAAGUUGUUGUGGCUGGUGUCGGGAAUGACCGGAGGGCCGAUGCCACCGGUGAAAGAAGAUGAUGGGUAGGGGUCCUGACGGAGGUUGCGGAACUGGCGAGAGGUCUUGCCGUCCAGUUUAUAGGGUUCCGGCAUCCAAUUCCCUCAUGAAGGAGUCUGAAAUACCUCAACCAAAAGUAAAGAAAUCGAAUCCACUCGAGGUUGAUUUCUUCUCCCAAGCUCACAAGGUCUUAAGCGUGCGCUCGCCAUUUGAUGCUGCGGAGAAUGCGUCUGGUUCUGGUGUUUCGAGUUUUCCAAGUGCGUCUACUUUGCCAAGCAGGUUUGCUAGUUUGUUGAGGCAAUCAAAUGGGAGUAGAAAGAGACAUAAAAGGUCUCAUUCUGGAGCGGAAAAGAAGUCUUCUUCGCGGGCAAGUGACGGGUCUAAAAGAGGGAAUAUUUGGGUUGAGACUGAAGAUUACUUUAGGGAAUUGACAUUGCCUGAUAUUGAUGAUUUGUUUGAGUUAUCUUCUUUAUUUAAUUCUUUAGGUUAUAGUAAGUGUUUUUACAUUCCAUAUAUUGGAAAUGAGAAAACUGAGAGAAUCGAGACCAUUGUGACAAAUGUGAAAACUGGGGAAAAUGUGAAUGGGAAGUUUGAAGAAAGCGAGACUAAUGAACAAACUGAGACAAGGGCCAAUGUGGAGAAUGCAAAUGGUAACUUUGAAAUGGAUUGUAUGGGUGUAAAUGGAAAUGGACUCGUCUUGAAAGACGAAGUCAAUCAAGAGGAUGAGCAGUUAAUGGAAAUCGACAUUGUGACUCAAAGUGAUGGAGCUGUGUGUUUGCCCCAGGAGAAAGCAAAGACGUGCUCUGUUUCUGAUUUGUCUAACAGUGUAGAGUGGCUUUUAGGUUGUAGGAACAGGGAUAUAUUGACCUCUGAAAAGCCUUCCAAGAAGCGGAAACUUUUAGGCAGUGAUGCAGGGUUGGAGAAGGUUUUGGUUGGUUGUCCUUGUGAAGGAAACUUGUCAUUAUGUGAUUUUUGCUGCAAGAGCGAGAUGGGUAAUGAUUCAAACCGGUUGAUUGUUUGCUCUUCUUGCAAGGUUGCAGUUCAUCUUAAGUGUUACGGUGUGCAAGGAGAUGUAAGCGAGUCGUGGUUGUGUUCCUGGUGCAAGCAGAAGAGUGAUGGCAAUGAUUUAGCGAAGCAGUCUUGUGUACUUUGUCCGAAGCAGGGUGGUGCUUUGAAACCUGUAGAUGUAGACAAUGGUAAGUCUGUUCUGGAUUUUGUGCACUUGUUUUGUUCCCAGUGGAUGCCUGAGGUCUACAUAGAGGACUUAGCAAAGAUGGAGCCAAUUGUGAAUGUGAGUGGAAUUAAGGAAACCCGAAGAAAAUUAGUGUGUAAUGUAUGCAAGGUGAAGUGUGGUACCUGUGUUCGGUGCAGUCAUGGAACUUGUAGAACUGCUUUCCAUCCUAUAUGUGCAAGGGAAGCAAGACAUAGGAUGGAGGUCUGGGGGAAAUAUGGUACUGAUAAUGUUGAAUUACGAGCCUUUUGCUCAAAGCACAAUGAACUCCCUAAUGAUAGGGAUACCCAUCAAUUAGGAGAGGCUUUUGUGUCUGCCAGCCAUGACUGCUCUGUUGCCAGCUAUAAUCCAUCAACGUUGCAAAUGGACAAACAGAGUAAGUUAAAUAUUGGCCAAAAUGGAGAUAAACUUGCAGUCCACACAGAAACUUCUGAUACUAAUUCUGGUAAACCUGGUGAUGGUGAGUUAUGGGAAAUAGGAUUGUUUGAUUCCAGAUCAAACGCUGAACCUUUGUCAGAAUCUGGGGAUGUGGACAAACUCAUUGAUAUAGGGAUAUUUGAGAGAGGUUGCUAUGAGGGUGCUAGCACUGACUCCCGAAAUCUUUUGCUGAUUUUGAAGAAGUUAAUUGACCAAGGAAAAGUCAAUGCUGAAGAAUUGGCAAUGGAAAUCGGCAUGUCACCUGAUUUGAUAACUUCAACAUUGGCUGAAGUUAAUUUGGUCCCUGAUUUUCAGUCCAAAUUAGUCAAGUGGUUUCAGAAUCAUGUUUACAUGGCCAGUCAACGUAAAUAUUUGAAACUUAAACUAAAAUCCACAGUUUUACCAAAAGCUGAGAUUGGAACAGCAGACCAUUCUGAUGGUAUCACUAUAUCUGAGACUGAUAUUACAGAUGCUGUUGCUGUUAAAUCAGUUCCCCCUCGGAGAAGAACCAAAAGUAACAUUAAAGUUUUGAGGGAUAACGGAGUAGUUUGCUCACCCGAGGAAAUUUUUAGUGACAACGGUAUGCUAAUGGAAGAUAUGAAAGUUGUCAGUCAACUGAGAGGAGAAGAACCUGAAAAAUCUAGUGAAGCAUCCUUCCCUGAUGUAUCUGAAAAGUUCCCUGAUGUGAUUCAAGACUCUUCAGUGGUGCAUUUGCCUAAAAGUGAAGGCAGUUCAGAUAAUGUCUCAGGUGGAAGCCUUUCUGAGAAAAUCGAGCCAGUUCAUGCAGCUAUUCCGGAGAAGAGCAAUUCAAUUAACACAGAUGGGGGAGUUCCUCUUUAUUCGGAUGUUAAUUUAGUCAUCCCUAAUUUCAUAAAACCAGAAGAAUAUUCUAAUUUUUAUGUCCAUUCAUGUGUCCAUGAGAAGCUGUCACAGAUACAAAUUGGAAUGCUUUUACAGAAAGGAAUUUCUGAACUUGAAGGUUCAAAAGAUACAGAAAUCUCUCAUUUGGAGGCCUCUUCCAAUUCCAGUAUCUUCUGUAAUCAUCAGAAUAAACACUCAAAAUGCAAUGACUUGAUCUGUAAUUCCAGUGAAGUAAAUUUAGAGCGGUUGGCUAAGGCUAAGAAACUGGGAAUUCUCAAACUGUCUCCGGUGGAUGAAGUGGAAGGAGAAAUUAUUUAUUUUCAGAAGAGGCUACUCGGCAAUGCAGUUGCAAGGAAGCACUUCACUGAUAAUUUAAUAUCUAAGGUUGCCAGGCAUCUACCCCAGGAGAUAGAUGCAGCUAGGGGGAAAAGGUGGGAUGAAGUGCUUAUUAGCCGGUAUCUUUGUGAUGUUAGAGAAGCAAAGAAGCGGGGCAGGAAAGAAAGAAGGCGUAAGGAAGCCCAGGCUGUUCUAGCUGCUGCAACUGCAGCAGCAGCAGCUUCCUCUCGGUCUUCAUCAUUUAGGAAAGAUGCCUUUGAUGAAUCUGCCUGUCAGGAGAAAUAUAACACUGCUAGUGUUAGGGCUGGCAUUUCUUCUCUGUUGAUGCCACGUCCACAAGAAAUGCUUUCAAGGGUGGCUAUUCCAAGGAUUUCAUUAGAGAAGUACUCUGAUUUUGUUCAGUCAGUUUCAGGUUUUUCUAGAGAUCAUCCUAGAUUAUGUGACAUAUGCAGACGAUUUGAGACAAUACUGAACCACAUCCUAGUCUGCUCUGGCUGCAAGGUUGAGGUUCACUUGGAUUGCUAUCGUUGUGCGAAGGAAUCUAAUGGUCCAUGGCAUUGUGAAUUAUGUGAAGAAUUAUUGUCAUCUAGAUGCUCUGGAGCUCCUGUCAAUUUCUGGGACAGGGCAAAUAGUGCGGAAUGUGGUUUAUGUGGUGGUAUUACUGGUGCUUUCAGGAAAUCUACUGAUGGUAGAUGGGUUCAUGCCUUUUGUGCAGAGUGGGUCUUUGAACCAACAUUCAGAAGGGGACAAGUCAAUCCUGUUGAAGGAAUGGAAACGAUUGCUAAGGAGAUUAACAUUUGUUGUGUCUGCCGUCAUAGACAUGGUGUCUGCAUAAAAUGUAGCGCUGGUCACUGUCAGACCACAUUUCAUCCAACUUGUGCUAGAAGUGCGGGUUUCUACAUGAAUGUUAAGACUCUUAAUGGCAAGAUGCAGCACAUGGCAUAUUGUGAAAAGCAUAGCUUGGAGCAGAAGGCAAAGAACGGAACUCAAAAACAUGGAGAAGAGGAGAUAAAGAGCAUGAGGCAAGUCAGGGGUCAACUGGAGAGAUUGCGUCUUCUUUGUGAAAGAAUUGUUAGACGUGAAAAAAUAAAGCGGGAGUUGGUUUUAUGCUCACACAGCAUACUUGCUUGCAAACGAGACCAAGUUGCUCGAUCGGUGCUUGUUAGCAGUCCCUUUUUCCCUACAGAUGUUAGUUCAGAAUCAGCUACAACAUCCCUCAAAGGGAAUACGGAUGGUUACAAGUCAUGCGGUGAUGCUGUCCAAAGGUCAGAUGAUGUCACAGUAGACAGCACCAUUUCUGUCAAGCACAGAAUUAAGGUGAGUUUGACCAUGGACACUGACCAAAAGACAGAUGACAGCUCCACAUCUCAAAACCUUUUUACUCCAAAACCUUCAGAGAGGAUGUCUUUUGCUGGGAAACAAAUACCUCAAAGACCUUCUGCUUCUUAUAAUAUUUUAGAAGAGGAAGAAUGGAGCUCAAAAUCAAAGCAUUAUGAGACUUUUGAGAAAGAGUUGGUAAUGACUUCAGAUGAAGCAUCGAUGAAGAACCAGAAAUUACCUAAAGGAUAUUUCUAUAUGCCUGUUGAUUGCCUUCCAAAGGAGAAGCAGAUCAAUCAGGAUGCUUGUUCUGGUGAACCCUUGGAACAUGAUAGGUAGAAGAGGGCCAACUCUGGAUUUUGGACUUGCCCACUGGAAAUCAACAGCUGUCUAUUGUGGACAACUGCUUUCUGCCUGGAGCUACCAAAUUUACCUGAUUUAUGAAGGGAGAAUGGCAGAAAGAUGCCAAGAUGGGUUUCUGGGCUGUGUAGUAGCCUGGCUGGACGUAAUGUUCUGAGAGGGGUUGGCAUCGUUGUUGUGUAUUCAUCAUGAGAAUAACUAUACAGUAGGUGAGGGUCUAUUCCAUAUUCCAAGCGGCUCAUUUUUCAUCAAGUAGAUGCUUGUCCCUCUUGGCUGGGAAACAACGCUUCUUGUACCCUGAUCCAAGGAAUUAGAAGGUGUUGCCUGCUGGGCUUUGGCCGUAACGUCGAUGUAAAUAUUCUCAGCAUUAUUUCUCAAAAGAAAUUUCGCUCAUCUAGUUUGAUGGAGCGUCGAAGUUAUCUUUUCCAUUGUGACCUCUUCAUUAUCUGCUGGUUUGUUUAGUGUUUCAAUCAGGUUUAGUUUCAAUAGAUAGUUGUUCUUUUGUAGCAAGUUGCAUUCCCUUUGUCAACAUGGCAUCUGAUUUGUGCCAGGUCCUGUUAAUCCAACUGUGUAUUAUUAGGUGGUAAAGGAAAUUCCCUUUUUCAUCUACUGUUUAUUGGAUUGUUAUUAUUAA
Messenger RNA from Populus euphratica (Euphrates poplar), 5484 nucleotides. RefSeq lists its product as uncharacterized. The transcript is spliced from 20 exons. NCBI's taxonomy places the organism in Eukaryota, Viridiplantae, Streptophyta, Magnoliopsida, Malpighiales, Salicaceae. Gene Ontology annotation, biological process: regulation of transcription by RNA polymerase II. Bases 348 to 4829 code for a protein of 1493 amino acids. The record is from RefSeq and is a predicted model, not a curated record.